This is a messenger RNA of Dreissena polymorpha, 1761 nucleotides long. RefSeq names its product UPF0193 protein EVG1-like. Lineage: Eukaryota; Metazoa; Mollusca; Bivalvia; Myida; Dreissenidae. The record is from RefSeq and is a predicted model, not a curated record. The transcript is spliced from 7 exons. The coding region runs from base 48 to 719 and encodes 223 amino acids.
GUGCCUUGUAGCCAUCGACGUCACAUAGUUUCACAAAUUGUUUCAAAAUGGCGAACUACGGAGAGAAUGGUGGGUUUUGGAAUGCCCCAAAAGUACAAUACAGUCAACAAACGCAUAGUCUUCUAAAAGAAAUGAUGCAGGAGUCUAAACUUACAAAUUUCCAGCAAAGACACUUAGAAAAACAAUUACAAGGAGGUGGGAGCCUUCCAGUGACAUGCAAUCCGACAUCCAGCGCUAAAAAGAAGCAGCCAAUUUCUCCAAAGAAACUUCCUAAGGUCCUUAAUCCAAAGAAUUACCACAACAACAUUCGCACCAAGGAGGAUAUAGAGGCGUCUGGGGCCUAUGAGAGACCCAAGUAUGAACCAGGACCUUCUCACUGGUCUAAGAAUUCUGAGAAGGAGAAGGAGAAGCUUGCUAACAUGAUGGCGUUUGGACAGGACAUAGACCCCAAUCUAGAGCGACUACGGAGACAGCAGGAGUUGAGGGACAUGGACUUGGAGGAACCACGCCCUGUAGACAGAUUUGAUGAAUUACAAGAAGAGAUUGAUGAGCGAAGGGAGUUCUUGCGUGAUAUGGAGGCAGUAGGACAGGGGGAGAAAUAUCGCUCACUCAUCGAGACACAGAUCUCACAAGCAAUUCGAGAAAUGGAAUUGAUAGACAAAAAAAGAACAAAGGAAUUGGAAGAACUUUUAGCUAAGGAAAAUUCCAAGAGAAAAUGACGCUUAUUUCCAAUUGAAAAUCAAGACCAACAUGUUAAUAUGUUAAACAUGUAGUGAGAUGGUAAUAUUGUGCUGAACCCCCCUGUAUCAAGCCAGAGAAACCUAAUCCAAUGUUUGUUGUAAAAGUACGGAGUGGCAUUCUUAUUUGUAACCUCUAUUUACACAUCAAAUAUGAAGGUCAGGUGUUGGUACAAUUGCCAUUGUGUUUCAGCGGUUUCAUAUUAACAACUUCGCAACAUAUGUACUGUUGUAGUUUUGCAUGGAUUCUGCUCUUGCCUGACAGUUGCGUUUGUGCGGCAGUAUUUCAGUACGUUGUAUAUGACAUGUGUAAACUAGAUGAAAGUCUAAAAGCUCAAUAGAAGAAAUUUUGCUAGGGAAAUAAAUGUUUGAAAUAGAAUGUUAGUCAAUUUUACUUGGUAACAUUUUUUGGCAGUCUUGAAACAUGAUGAUGUUAAAAAAGCUUCACAGAUAUAUCACAUGUUGACAUGUUGAUUUUCUUUGAUAUCAGCAGUACAUAUAGUUGGUAACUACCAUUUUCAAUACUAUCAUUGAUCAUGCAAUUUUCAAAAAUAACAUAGUGCCUAUCAUGAGGAGACUGCGUGUUGCAUCACCCAGCUUAUUACCUCAAAGGUCAAGGUCAAACUUUCAAGUUAAAUGCGGUCAUAAACAGCUUGUUUUGACAUCAGCAGAGUUUUAAGCAUCUGUGCCCUUGGGUCACUUCUCUUGUGUUAUUUCUGCAAUUUGUUUUUAUAUAUAAAUAUUUGGAGGGUUGGGCUUUAACAUUUGUCUACAUAGUUCUAUGAUAUUUUAUUCAGUGUCUCUUCCUUGGUCGUUGAGUCUCCUUCAUUUAUUUGAUCUUUUUUUUAUAAUCUGUUCCAUGUUGCUUAUUUGUAUAAGACAUUUUGUGUUCAAACAUUUUCUGUAUAUAUACAUAUGUGUUGUUGAAAUAAAUCUUUACCAGGUGUGUGGUUGUAAAACUGUGACAGUGUGUCUUAUAUUGCAUGAUUGAUUCGUUAACAAAAUCAGACCAUUUUGAAUCAUG